Molecule: messenger RNA, 8750 nt
Organism: Neoarius graeffei (lesser salmon catfish)
Lineage: Eukaryota; Metazoa; Chordata; Actinopteri; Siluriformes; Ariidae
Gene: aard
Product: ankyrin repeat domain-containing protein 26
Exons: 45
Coding region: 574-7653 (2359 amino acids)
Molecular function (GO): protein binding
Source: RefSeq, a predicted model, not a curated record
CACUGACUGAAAAUGUCAAUCGAAACGCGGAUAUACUUUAUACCAAAAUAUCCACCUGGCUUCUAAUGAUAAUUUUCGCAAAUGUGAACGUGUUGAAUAUGACGUUCUCUUCAGAUACACAUUUAAAUUUUUUUUUUUUUUGGGGGGGAGGAAUUGAUCAUGAAAUAAGUGAAAAUUGACGUUUAUUUAUUACCGAGUUCAGACUGCAUUUUAUCCGCUUCUAAACUGCGAAUCAGCAGCUUGAAUCAGAUGCUCAGAUACUGUUGCGUUGCCUUGGUUACCGAGCUAGCCUAGCGUGGAUUCAGCGUCCACUUGGCAAUCAGCUAGCUAGCUGGCUAGCUAAGGUUGGAGAACCAGUGAUGUGUUCCUGGUUAGCUGGUUAAACGUAACACGUAAUACAUUUCGAUCUGUAUAUUUAUCUGAUGUGUGAGACUUUGUAAUGAAGACUCUCCCAGUUUGCCUGUUGAUCAGCAAGUAAGAUAAGAGGGAGACACGAUGAGCGAGCGCCUGAGCCUGAGGUAAACCUGUUAGAAGAAUGCAGUAUUGCUCCUGUGGACUGCAGUGCUGGAUAAGAUGAAGAAAAUAUUCCAUUUCACCAAAAGAAGAAAAGGCUCUCCAAGUGCGUCUGAAACAGCCAGUGUGCUUUCUGUGGGCUAUGACCUGAAGGAGAAAGACCUGGGCAAAGUGCACAAGGCUGCAUUUACUGGAGAUGUGGCUAAACUCAAACAGCUUGCCAAAAAGAAUGAUUUAAACCAGCUUGACAAAGAGAACAGAACUGCACUACAUAUAGCCUGCGUUCAUGGACACACAGAAGUGGUUCAGUAUUUGGUGGAAAACAAAGUUAAACUCAACCUAUGUGACAAUCAAAAUCGCUCCGCCUUAAUGAAGGCGGUGCAGUGCCAGCAGGAUCGCUGUGUGUCCAUCCUCCUGGAGCAUGAGGCAGAUCCCAACUUGGUGGAUAUCAACGGGAACACAGCAUUGCACUUGGCUGCUCGCAUCCCCUCGCUGCCUGUGGCACUGAAGCUCCUCGAACAUGAGGCGCACAUCAAUGCCCAGAACAAGGAAGGCAAUACUCCCUUGAUAUUGUCAGUGGAAGAAAAUCAUGCAGAGAUGGCUGAAUUUUUACUUAAGGAGGGGACAGAUGUUAACCUUCAGAACAAGGAACAACGAACCCCUUUACUGAUUGCUGCUUGCAAUGGCCAAAUCAGUAUGGUGCGACUGCUCUUGCAGUACAAUGCUGAUAUCACUGUGAGGGAUAAUAAAGGAUGGUCAUCUGACGACUAUGCUGUAAUGAAUGGGCAUCAUGCUUGUUCACAUCUAAUCAUUGAGCAUGGGACAAAGAAGAAGCCGAUGCAGUCACCCUCCCAUCUUCCCUUCAAUAAAAACAAGCAGACUUCACUAUUGGGCAGUCCUGAGGCUGGCUUUGCUCUCGCAGGUCCAGCUCUAGGCAAAGACGGAGGAAGUGCAAAAGAAGAAGGGAAAGAUACAGAGGACAAUUCACAUGCAGAUUCCAUUAGCAGAGCAUCAAAAAGCGGUCCUGCUGAUUCCUGGCCCUCGACAGAUGAUGAUGAUGAUGAUGAUGACAAUGAAGAAUUUGAUCUCAGCCCAAAGAAACCUCAAAAGCUAAACUUGAAGAAACUCAUGAGUGCCUCCAAAAUCAAGGGGAAACGAUUCGCUGUGGAUCAGGAUCCAGAUAAAUCCUGGAGUGGCACUGAGUCCGAGCCUAUCAGCGAGGGCAAUGCAGUAGAACACAUGGCUUUCCCUGGUAGCAGUGCGUCCACCCAGCCUCCUGUAACCCCCAAACCUAUCUCCUUUUCCAACCUUCCCCAAAUAACCUCCACCCCCGUCAUCAGUUCCCAAAAGGAAAGAGAGGAAAAGUCAUCUUCAGAAGAUGAAUGUGAGGAAGAGGAUGUGGAUGAAGAAUACGAUGAAGUACAAAAUGAAAGAUCAGAGAUUGUGCAUGUACAAAAGACAGAAACUUGCAAGAAGAGGGAUUUUUUGUCAGAGCUGGGAAUUGAAAAGGAAGAUGAGGAAGAAGAUUCUCCUUGGGAUUCCGAGCUAAGUGACGCUCUUGUCUCUCAGUCUGGCUCAGACAGCGCGAGCAAAAAGGAGGAAAGUGGGCUGAACUCUCCACCCAAGUCACAUAAACCCAUGUCCAGUAUUCGUGAGGAGAGCAAUGAAGUUUUAAGGACUAGUCAGGAAAAGGAGGAUAACAGUGAUGAAGAAAAAUCAGAAAAGCAGCACAAACUGCUUCACAGGGAGCGAGUAUCUGUGCUGAAUAAGCUGCUGGAGUCCAAAGAUGCUAGAAAAAAGACAGAUGUAAUGGAGGAACUUGGUUUAGGAGAUGUUGAUGAUCUUGAAGAAAACCACCCAGCAGAUGCUUCAGACUGGGACUCAGCUAGUACCAGCAGUAAAGCCAGUAAAAACCUGCCAGUCUACAAACCAGAGGAAGAGAUGGCGAGGGAAACCCCAGUGCCUUUGCCAGUUGUACGAGAGCAAGAACUGUAUACAUCUGUUGCAGAAACACAGCGAGCUGCCAACACAAAAAAAGAAGAAGGAAAAGAAUCUUCCCUUUUAGGAACUCGCCCACUGCCAAGUCCACGCUCAUUCAAACCUCUUACCAGCACACCGCUCCAACCUGAACCUCAAACAUGCACUCACAAGGAGUCCAUUAAGCAAUCAAUGAGUGAUGAAGACUCAGACUGGGACACAGACAACACGUUCAGUCCUACAAAGAUGACAACUCCACUGCCAAAUGUUGAGACUGAAACAGUGUCCCCACCAAAAGAAGACAGAGAGAGAGCUUGUAGCUCAGAGGACAAUGAACAUCCAGAAGAGGAGAGAGAGACAUUAGAUGCGCUUGAGAGAGACCUAAAUAGUCCAUAUCAGCUAGCCCCCUCUGAAUCCCAGACCACUGAGGUAGAGGAGAAAGAAGAGGAUAAAGAAGAGCAAGAGGAUAGAGAAAAUACAUCUUUCCAUGAGUCUACCUGGGAGCAACGCUAUGAGAAAAUCUGGGUGGAAAUCGAGAAAAAAGAGACAAAAUCCCAAUACAAAAGCGUAGCUGCCGAGCUGAAAGAAAGGUUUGGAGAGAUAGAGCAGAACGAGCAAAGUGAGACUGCCCAGGACAAAGAGGCAAAGGAAGAGAAAGAAGAAGCAAAUAAAGAUAUAAAGAAAAACACAGAAGUUCCUGUGGGAGCAUCUGAAGAAGACUCCAGUGAAGACAAGGAAGAGUUGAUAGUGCGACCCACUGCACGGGCUAGGAGUGUUGGACUGCUACCUAUUCCUGAACAGAGGGAGUCUGGACAAGAGGAAUCCUACUCUGAAGAGCUUCCCAAUAAUGAGUUUGCCAAACACAAAGCUAUCCAGCAACAUUCGUCAGAAAUUCUGAAUGAAACUGCUCAAGAAACAGGAAGCACCUCUUACCAAAUGCCUGGCGAUAGUGCAGACUCUUUCUCUAAUAUAUGUGAAAAUAAAGAGAACUUAAGAUUGGCUCACUUGGGUGAUCUCGAUUCUCCAUUUGCUAUGACCCAAGAAUCUUCACCGGAAGCCGGGAUUAGUCCGCUGCAUUUGGUUGGGGAGGCAAGGGUCCUUCCCUCUAUACCAGAUGCAGUCUCUUGCAACUCAGAUGAAUUGGUUGAGGAGGACCCUCAGAGGUCCAUAAUUGAGGGUGGUGUGGCAGAGGCUGGUGUCAUGAGAGGAGAACCUAAAUCCAGUGCCUUAUGGAAGGCUCGUGGCUCUGGAAAACAAACUGACGUUGACCAAGGAAAAGGCAAGAAAGCGGACACCAACCCUGACCAGCCAAACCCUAAACAGGAAGGGACCUGUGAUAUUGGAUCCCAUCAGAAGGAUGAUGCAUUAAAGAAAAGGGAUCGUGUUUCACCAAAAUGGCCAACAAGAAGCCCAAGGAGCACUAACAGGAGGACAUCACUACUUGAUGAUGAGGAGAAGAGAGCUAUGGGUAGCCAGGGGAAACUACUACAUGUUCCUGCCCCAAAGCAGUCUAGAGAUCCCUGCACUGUGAACCACCGUAAUGGAGGCCUCCUGUCUGUGUUUGAUGAUAGUACUUUAAGUGAGGUGUCAGAAGAUGAAGGAAGGUCUCCAUCCUCAUGGCAGAGGCCUGAGAAAAAGAAUGAUAGAGAUUUGGAAAUGGCAGAUGACUUUGAAGACCUCACACAGUCGUCCGACACAGCUACUGAGGAGCUGGAGUCUGCUACAUCAGGCUACUUUAAUGCCUCUCUACUCAUCAAGCAGCUGGACACCAGCUCUUUAGAUUCAGUGAGUAUGGUGAAGUUGCAGAACAUGUUCCAUGAGUACGAGCACACCAUCCAGAAGGAACGCAACAGACACAGUCGACUGGCUGAUAAGGUUUCUCAGCUGGAGCAGGAGCGGAAUGAGCUCAAACUCCUGUUAGAUGAGAGCAGAGAGAGCAAGUCCACCUUGGAGCAUCUCCGACUAGAGCUGGAGACAGACCUGAACAACCUCAAGUUUCUGUUGAAGCAGGAACAGGAGAAGCACCAGAGUGCUUCUAUGCUGUAUGAUAAGACCCGGGAACAACUGUUUAGGAAAGAAGAGCAGCACCGAGACGAGGCAGAGGAGAGGGAGAAAGUGGAGCUCAAAAUGAGGAACCUGGAACUAGAGAUUAGGGCCCUGAUGAACAACAUGAAGCAGUUGGAGGAAGACAGGAAUGAAACCCAGCGUCUUUUGGUUCAUGAGCAAAGUGCUCGAGCCUUACAAGAGGACCUUCUGAAUAGUCACCUACGCAAGCAGCAGGACAUUGAGGAGAAGAACCUCAGGAACCUCACCAAGAGCAAUGAGGCCGCAUCCCAAAUGACUGAAGCCAGUGAGCGUGAGAGGGAGCUGCAGCAGCAGGUCUGCACCUUGCAGGAGGAGCUGAGCUCAGUGCGGGUUGACCUAGAGCAUUUUCGUUCCCUCAGCCAGCAGGAGGAGAGCAGACUGGUUGAUGAGAGAGAUGCACUGCGAGAGAGACUAGAGGAUACUCGACGUGACCUAAAGCUAAAUGAUGAGACUCUAGCCCAGACCGUCUUCCAGUACAACGGGCAGGUGAGCACCCUGAAGUCAGAGUGUGCGCUGCUCAGCACCAAACUGGAGCACGAGAGGCAGGUGCGCCAACAGCUAGAGGCUGAGGCUGAAACCAACAAAACACGGCUGCAAGUAGCACUGCAGGAGACCGAGAGAUGUCAGGCGGCACGUGCAGAGACAGAGCGCACCCUGCAGCGUGAGCGUGAACAGCAUGAGCGAUCUGAAGAGAAGCGGACAUCAGAAUCCAGUUCACAGCGUGACAUCAUCCAGUCACUUUCUCAGAAGCUGAGUGAGGCUGAGGCCCGUGCCAACAGCCUGGAGAAUGAGUGGCACAGAGCCACUCUGAGUGUGGCUGAGAAGAGUGCGCUGCUGGAGACAGCAGCUCGCGAACGGGAACAGACCCGUACACGACUUGAGGAGCUGGAGGGGACGCUGCAGAGUGAGCGUGAUCGGGCCAGCCGUGCAACUGCGAGACAUGAUGCCAUGCAGGAGAGGCUAGCACAGGCACAGAGCGAGGGUGCCUUGCUCAGGCAGCAGUUGGAGGAGGCACAGAAUAGAGGCACAGCCAAGGAGCAAGCUGUUACAGAUGCACAGGAGUGCUUCACUCAAGCGCUCAACCAGAUGCGCGCCAACAGUGAGGAGAUAGUGCAGCUGGUUGAAGAGAGGAGCAAAGAGCUGGCAACCAAAAACGCAGAGCUCCAAGAGCAAAACUACAGACUAGAGCAGGAGAAAUCUGAUAGAGAGAGUGCUCUAAGGCAGCUUCAACAGGAGUUGGCUGACUCUCUAAAGAAGCUAUCCAUGUGUGAGGCGUCUCUGGAGGUGAACACUCGGUACCGCAGCGAUCUGGAGGAAGAAAAAGUGCGUACUCAGAAGGACAUGGACAGACUCAGGGGAAAGCUUCAGGAGAGUGAGGAGCACAACAUUCAGGUGGAAAGGCGCAUUAAUACUUUGAUGGGCACUUUGGACGAGAAGGAGCGGGACCUCAUCAGCACUAAUCAGAAACUCCAGGAGGUGCACACUGCUACAACACAUUCAGAACAAACCAUUAAACAGCUAGAGGAGGCAGUACAAAGAUUGGAGAUUGAGAACGCCAGACUAGAGGCAACGGUAAAACAACAAAAUAACCGCAUUGAAAUACUCCAGAAAGAAGCUCAGGAAGCUACUGCUCUGACGGAGUCAUCACCAGGAGGAGCGGUACGAAAUCAGUUGGAGAAUUUAGUCACAAAUUUGCAAAGCAGCAAGAUGACUCUCGAAGAUCAGCUCAGUCGUGAGGUACAGAAGCAGAGUACGCUUUCCCACAAUGUCCAUGACUCUCAGGCUCUGUGGGAAGAGGAGCUGAAGAAUCGGUCACGGUUCAGUCUCCGACUGGCUGAACUGGAGAAAGAGAAAGGAGAGCUCAGCAACCAGAUGGAGCUAGAAAAGAAGAAAGCCAAAAAGAUAGCAGAGCAAAAGAAGGCCGUGGAUGCCCGACUGGACCAAGAGAUGAAAAGAAACACUGAACUUCAGAAAGAAAUGUACAGGUUGCGGACUCUGGUGAAAACUGCUAAGAAGAAGCUGCGGGAGCAGGACAUAGGAGAACUGGGUUCUCCACUGGGCAGUCUGAGAGGAGAGCUUUCCUAUAGACAGAAUGAGAUGGAGGGAGCUGUCAGCAGGAUGAAGAUAAAAGUGGAUGAGUUACAGGUGCAGUUGGAGCGGGAGGCGUCGCGCUGCUCCAAGCUGGAAGACAUGAACCGGGAGCUGAAGGAGCAGCUCAACUCUCUUAAGAGCCUGGGGCGCACUCACGAGCGUCUGGAGCGCAGUAAGCAACAGCUGGAGGAUGAGGUGACAGUCCUGCGCAGGAGGGUGGAGGCAGGAGUCAUGGACCAGAGCCAGGCUGAACAAUUCCGAAGAGAGACAGAGGAGAGAGCCAGACAGGAGGUCCGGCGUAAACUAGAGGAGAUCAACCUCUUCUUGCAGACACAGGCAGCGUCUCAGGAAGCUCUGGAGCAGAUGAAGGCUGCUAAUGAGGCGAGUCAGAGAGCUGAGCUGGAGCAGCGCAUUAGGGAGCUGGAGGCCGACCUGAGCCGUGCAAACUCCACUCAGCAGGACAGUCUUCUGCAGAGAGAUUCCAGCCGCGCAGAGCUUGAUCGCUACAGACAACUCUACACUGAUGAGCUGAGACUCCGGAAGAAUCUCGCUACCAAGCUGGAGAGGUCUAAUGAGCGGCUAGCAGAGGCCAAUGCAAAACUACUAGGUGAAAGACAGCGCAGCAAGUCUCUCCUCAGCAGCAGUAUCAUUAACGGAAGCCUGGGAGGAACAGCUCUGGAUGCACAUCCCUCUCUUGGACGCCUGGGUUUGGGAGCGUCUCUGCUCAGCCCUGUGGGGGAACAACACAGUAACCGUGUGGAGGCCUACCUGGCAAAGAUGCAGUCUGAACUGGAGAAAAACAUAUCAAAGGAGCUGGACUAUGGUACAAGUGAGCUGGAGGGUGCCUCUACCCGGAUGUCUCCAGUGGGUUCUGCUUGUGGCUCCCAGAAGAAUCUCAACUCGAAUCUGAAUGUGGAGCAGCAGGACCCACUGAGUCGAGCCACCCAACAGUACCUGGAGGUUCUCAAAAAAAACUACAUGAUCUGAAGUGUUUCAACACUAAAAUAGGCCAGUGGGACAGAUUCCUUAGCACAAGCAAAUUAAGGUGACAGAAUUUGUUAUAUUUAAGUAAAAGGUGAAUUGUGUGUGGAGAGAAACCCAUUGUUACCACCUAAUCUUUACGGUUAAAGUUAUUGGUCUAGUGCUGUAAAAAUGCACUUUACAGCCUUCAUGUACAAUUUCUCCUGGUGGUUCUGUCUGUUGUGAAUCCUCAUUGAAGUAUUAGCAACAACAGCGGUACUAGUGUCACUCCGUGCAAGAACUGCCUCUGCGCAAACAUAAUGGAUAAAGGCUUACAAAUAAGCCUUGUGACCGAGAGAAUUCACUUCAUACAGGUAGACAUGUAUGAAGCCUUCAGGAAAAAUUCUACAUAAUGCUACUACACUAUCAAAAAAGGCCAAAGCCGAAGUACUAAUGUUUUAUUUGUAUUACUAUUUUUAUCUAUAAUGCAUCGACAAUGCACUUUGUACCUCAGCUACUCAGGAGAACGAAUAAAACUUUUAAAAACAAUUAAGUGGCAGUAAAAGCUACAGUGGUUCUAUAACAAAUGGGUACACAGAGUGCUGCUACAUUUUUAUGCCUGUUACAGCUUAAGGUAUUUUGAAUGUACAAUGAUGAGUUUGUACUUGUAUAUGCCAUUUCUGGAAGCAUUUGAUUUCGUACCAUGAAUAUUAUUGCCAAUUACUCAUGAUAGUACAGUCUGUGCUCUUGUGCAAUACAGUGGUUAACUUUAGUUUUAAUUUCUGAGGAUAAAUUUUUUUUUUUACACGUUAUUUUGAAAUGAAACUAGACCACAAACUACCUAGUGACUCCUUCAUUGUAACACUGCGUCAUGUAGUAUUAUACGGUACAGUGGUUCAGUGUGGUGUCUCCCCCCCUCCAAAAAAAACCCCCAAAGCAUUUCAGUAUUUCCAUGUUUAAAGAACAGAAACAUUAAAUGAGAUGGUUUAAUCCCCUCCCCCCAAAGUGUGUGUGUGUGUUAGUGACUUCAAUUAAUUAAUUGAUCUGUAAAUUGAGUUAUUUAUUUGCUUUUCAGCCAAUAAAUAAAUAAAAGGCCAAAUACCUGCAAAGCCAUUCCAUUUAUU